Messenger RNA from Ahaetulla prasina, 6056 nucleotides. RefSeq names its product zinc finger protein 208-like. NCBI's taxonomy places the organism in Eukaryota, Metazoa, Chordata, Lepidosauria, Squamata, Colubridae. The record is from RefSeq and is a predicted model, not a curated record. Gene Ontology annotation, biological process: negative regulation of transcription by RNA polymerase II. Gene Ontology annotation, molecular function: DNA-binding transcription repressor activity, RNA polymerase II-specific.
CUUUCUCUUCACUUUACCUUCACUUCUUUCUUUUUUUUAAUUUCCAUUUAUAUCCCGCCCUUCUCCAAAGACUUAGGGCGGCUUACACUAUGUUAGCAAUAGUCUUCAUUCUAUUUGUAUAUUUAUAUACAAAGUCAACUUAUUGCCCCCAACAAUCUGGGUCUUCAUUUUACCUACCUUAUGAAGGAUGGAAGGCUGAGUCAACCUUGGGCCUGGUGGGACUUGAACCUGCAGUAAUUGCAAGCAGCUGACAGUUAAUAACAGACUGCAUUAGCAGUCUGAGCCACAGAGGCCCAUUGUAGCUUCUGCACUGUAGCUUCAAGAAUAUUGUUAGGAUGUUUGAUAGCAAGGUAGUCCUUUGUUGUUUUAUCUGAAAUAGUAUGGGGUUUCCUACCUAUGCAGGGGGUUGGAGUAAAAGAGCUGCAAAGUCCCUCCCAUCUCUCCCGUUAUGGGUUUGCACAUAUCUUAUAUCAACUAGAUAUGAAGCAUAACACCAUGUUUUGAACACAACCUGAUAAGCGCAGAGAAAAAUCACAAAAAGAGCUAAAAGAAAAAAAGAUGGGGGUAGGAGUUUUAGAAAUGUUCAAAUAAGGGACACAACAAUGAUACUUAAUCCCUUUCACAUCUCAGUUUGUAUCAACUUUCUUUCCUCCCCCCACCCCAAAACAGGAUUCAGGAUAGAGGAUGCUGGCCAAGAGAUGGCAACACCUUUUCUAAAAGCCAGAAAGGAAGUUGCUGAAAGGAUGAGUGAAAAGGAAAGGCCUGAAGAAAAGGAGUUAAAAGAGGAGCUGGGGAAAUCCUCUAGUUCCCAAUAUGCAGGUAUCAGCGUUUCUUUGCACAAUGAUGAUGACCAAGAAAAAGGAGCAUGUCCAGGAUGCGGAAAAAUACUCAGAGGUGAAUUGGGAUUCUGUGACUGUUAUACAAGCCAUCCCCUUACGUUCCAUAAAAACAUUCCCAAAACAGAGGAUCCACACCAACUCCUGGAAUUGGGGGAAAAAAUCAGUCAGAAAAAUCACCUGAAUUCACAUCACCGUGUCCACGAAGAGAGGAAGCAGCAUCAAUGCAUCACCUGCGGAAACAGCUUCAAAACCAGCUCAGCCCUUAUUUCCCACCAAAGAAUCCACACUGGGAAUAAUUCAUGUAAAUGCCUGGAAUGUGGAAAGAGCUUCCGCUCUGCAACUCAUCUCACUUUUCACAAUAGGAUCCAUACAGGGGAAAAGCCAUAUCAUUGCACGGUGUGUGGAAAGACCUUCACCCAAAAUGGCAAUUUCAAUAAACAUAAGAGGAUCCACACUGGAGAGAAGCCAUGUAAAUGCACAGAGUGUGGAAAAUGCUUCAGGACCUCCGGUGAACUUACUUGCCAUAAGAGGAUUCACACAGGGGAGAAACCCUAUGAAUGCUUGGAGUGUGGAAAAAGGUUCCCCAGAAGUUGCGCUCUAACCUCACAUAAAAGGAUGCAUAAAGGGGAGAAACCUUAUAAAUGCCAGCACUGUGGAAAGAGCUUCAGUCAAAAAGGUCACCUUAAGUCACAUGAGAUGAUCCACACGGGGGAAAAACCAUUUCAAUGCACGGAGUGCGGAAAGAGCUUCCAUUACUCUUCACACCUUACUUCCCAUCACAGAAUCCACACGGGAGAGAAGCCCUUUCAAUGCCUGCAGUGUGGAAAGCGCUUUGCCAAUUCUGGUGGCCUUCAUGCCCAUGAACUGACCCACACAGGGGAGAAACCGUACAAAUGCCUGGAGUGUGGAAAGAGCUUCGGUAAACCCAGCCACCUAACUUCUCAUAGAAAUAUCCACACUGGAGAGAAACCCUAUCAAUGCUCUGAAUGUGGGAAGUGCUUCAGUCAAACAAGUAACCUUAAUACCCAUAAAAGGAUCCACACAGGGGAAAAGCCCUAUAAGUGCAUCGAAUGUGGUAAACGCUUCACCGACUCAGGGGCCCUCGUCCGCCACAAAAGGAUGCACUCUGGAGAGAAACCAUUUGAAUGCAAGGAAUGUGGAAAAAGCUUCAGUCAAAAAAAAACUUUCAUAAUACAUUACAGAAUCCACACUGGGGAGAAGCCAUACAAAUGCACGGCAUGCGAAAAGAGCUUCAGUGAUCCUCAAGAACUUGCUUCCCAUGAAAGGAUCCACACUGGGGAAAAACCCUAUAAAUGUCUGGUGUGUGGAAAGGGCUGUAGGACCACCAGUGAUCUUAGUUCCCAUAAGCGGACCCACACAGGUGAAAAGCCCUAUCAAUGCUCUGAAUGUGGGAAGUGCUUCAGUCAAACAAGUAACCUUAAUAGCCAUAGAAGAAUGCACUCGGGAGAGAAACCAUAUAAAUGUAUGGAGUGUGGAAAGUGCUAUACACAUAGCAGCGAGGAGCGCCUCGCUUCCCAUAAAAAGAUCCACACUGGGGAGAAACCAUAUAAAUGCCAGGAGUGUGGAAAGAGCUUCAACAACUCUCAGGUCCUUACUGAUCAUAACAGGAUCCACACAGGAGAGAAACCAUAUAAGUGUAUGGAGUGUGGAAAGUGCUUUCGUUCUUCAAAACCCCUUACUUAUCAUAUAAGGAUCCACACAGGGGAGAAACCAUAUAAAUGCCAGGAGUGUGGAAAACGCUUCAACAACUCUCAGGUCCUUACUGAUCAUAACAGGAUCCACACUGGGGAGAAACCAUAUAAAUGCCAGGAGUGUGGAAAGAGCUUCAACAACUCUCAGGUCCUUACUGAUCAUAACAGGAUCCACACUGAGAAACCAUAUGAAUGCGAGGAAUGUGGAAAGAGCUUCAACAACUCUCAGGUCCUUACUGAUCAUAACAGAAUCCACACUGGGGAGAAACCAUAUAAAUGCCUGGAGUGUGGAAAGAGCUUCAACAACUCUCAGGUCCUUACUGAUCAUAACAGGAUCCACACAGGAGAGAAACCAUAUGAAUGCGAGGAAUGUGGAAAGAGCUUCAACAACUCUCAGGUCCUUACUGAUCAUAACAGGAUCCACACAGGAGAGAAACCAUAUGAAUGCCAGGUGUGUGGAAAGAGCUUCAACAACUCUCAGGUCCUUACUGAUCAUAACAGGAUCCACACUGGAGAGAAACCAUAUAAAUGCCAGGAGUGUGGAAAGAGCUUCAACAACUCUCAGGUCCUUACUGAUCAUAACAGGAUCCACACAGGGGAGAAACCAUAUAAAUGCCAGGAGAAAUGCUCCAAAAGAACGGUUUCUCUUACCUUAUCUCAGAGAAUAAAAGAUGGAGAAAAACCAUAUAAAUGCCUGGAGUGUGGAAAGAGCUUCAGAGGCUCAAGUCAUCUUACUUCCCAUAAAAGGAUCCACACAGGAGAAAAACCAUAUGAAUGCGAGGAAUGUGGAAAGAGAUUCCAGUUUGCCACAAGUCUCACUUCCCACAACAGGAUUCACACAGGUGAGAAACCAUAUGAAUGCCAAGACUGUGGAAAACACUUCACUAACUCAAGUUAUCUGACCUCCCAUAAAAGGAUCCACACAGGAGAAAAACCGUAUGAAUGCAAGGAAUGUGGAAAGAGAUUCCAUUUUGGCACAAGCCUCACUUCCCACAACAGGAUUCACACAGGUGAGAAACCAUAUGAAUGCCAAGACUGUGGAAAACGCUUCACUCUCUCAGGUUCUCUCAUUUACCAUAAAAGGAUCCACACUGGAGAGAAACCAUAUAAAUGCCAGGAAUGUGGGAAAGGCUUCACUAUGUCAGGUUCCCUCACUUCUCAUAAAAGAAUCCAUACCGGAGAAAAGCCGUAUCAAUGCCAGGAAUGUGGGAAGAGUUUCAGAUCUUCAAGUUUUCUUACUUCUCAUAAAAGGUUCCACACAGAGGAGAAACCAUAUAAAUGCCAGGAGUGUGGAAAGAGCUUCACUAGUUCAGGGUCCCUCACUCGCCAUAAAAAGAUCCACACAGGAGAGAAACCGUAUCAGUGCAAGAACUGUGGAAAGAGCUUCAGACAAAAAAUUCAUUAUACCGUUCAUAACAGAAUCCACACCGGGGAGAAACCAUAUAAAUGUCCGGAAUGUGAAAAGAGUUUCAGUUCUGCAAGAAAUCUCAUUUCACAUCACAGAAUCCACACUGGGGAGAAACCAUAUAAAUGCCAGGAGUGUGGAAAGAGCUUCAACGAUUCUCAAGACCUCAUUGCUCAUAACAGGAUCCACACAGGAGAGAAACCAUAUAAGUGUAUGGAGUGCGGAAAGAGCUUCCGUUCUACAAAACACCUUACUUAUCAUAAAAGGAUCCACACAGGAGAAAAACCACAUAAGUGUAUGGAGUGUGGAAAGAGCUUCCGUUCUGUAAAACACCUAACUUACCAUACAAGAAUUCACACAGGGGAGAAACCAUAUAAAUGCCAGGAGUGCGGAAAAUGCUUCACUAUGCCAGGUUCCCUCACUUCCCAUAAAAGGAUCCAUAGCGGAGAAAAGCCAUAUAAAUGUACAGAGUGCGGAAAGUGUUUCAUAGGUUCAAGUUUUCUGACUUCCCACAAAAGGUUCCACACCGAGGAGAAACCAUAUAAAUGCGCAGAGUGUGGAAAGUGCUUCACUUAUUCGGGUUCUCUCACUUCCCAUAAAAGGAUCCACACUGGGGAGAAACCAUACGAGUGCAGAGAAUGUGGGAAGAACUUCAGUCAAAAAUAUAAUUAUACUGUGCAUAACAGAAUCCACACCGGGGAGAAACCAUAUAAAUGCACGGAGUGUGGAAAGAGCUUCCGCAAGAGUAUCAACCUUAAUUCCCAUAAAAGGAUCCACACCGGGGAGAAACCUUAUAAAUGUACGGAGUGCGGAAAAGGUUUCAUAAGCAGCAGCACGCUUAGUCACCACAGGAGGAUCCACACAGGGGAGAUAUACAAAUGCAGUGAAUUUGGAAAAUGCUUCUCUAAUUCAAGUUCCCUUCUUUCCCACAAAAGGAUCCACACUGGGGAAAAACGACACAAAUGCACGGAGUGUGAAAAGUGCUUCAUUAAUUCAAGUUCCCUAACCUCCCAUAAAAGAAUCCACACGGGGGAGAAACCGUAUAAGUGCAUGGAAUGCGAAAAGAGUUUCACAACCAGCAGUCAUCUUAGUCGCCACAAGAGGAUCCACACAGGGGAGAAACCAUAUAAAUGCAGCGAGUGUGGAAAAUGCUUCAGACAAAUUAGUGCACUUAAUACCCAUAGAAAGAUUCACUCGGGGGAGAAAUCAGGCAAGCGCAUAGACCGUGGGAAGAGUUUCCGUAAUAGCAGAAGCGUCAUAUGAUUCUAUUACAAAACCAUACAAAUGUACAGAAUGUGGAAACGGCUAUAGUAAGAACCCCAAUUUGCUUCUGAUAGUUUACACAGAAAUCAUCUAAGUCUGCUAAUUGUGGGAAGAGUUUGUGUGGUAGCAGAAUUGUUCUUUCUCAGAAAUGCAUCCAUACCAGAGAGAAUCCAUAUAAAUGCCCAGAGCAUGGAAAGUUCAGAACAAGCAGUUGUCCCAUGUGUUCUGUCCCCCCUCGCCUCCGUCCGAGCAAAGGCUUAAUUAGCCGGCACUAUCAGCUCUGGCAGCAAACUAGCGAGAGUCUGCCAAGUGACUCUUUUAUCUCCCUUGAGGCCGAUGAGUCACCCAGGAACAAACAGUACUUCAGCUCUUAGUUAAGCAGUUGACUUGCUUGCUACGAAGAGGCAUAGCAGCCCUCGCUGUUUUUAUAUCCUGUGGGGUCCAUGACUCAGCACUUCCUAGGCCUGCCCCAUCCCUGCUUCUGUUUUUCCCGCCUCUCCUGCCUACGAAACCUAGGGUCCAGCCAGGUCUGAUUGCCAUCAGCUGGGUCUGGAGGCAUGGCCGGGGGGUGGGGGGAAGAGUCAGGGGAGGGAGGUCUCCUUAUCUCCUCCACCUGGCCUGCCUCUGGCUCCUGGAGCUGAGCCAGGGAAGCUGGUGCUCCCGAGGUAAGUCCUGAUGGUCCUUCCCCCUCAUUUUCCAAGUCACUUUCUGGCUCGGGGGGCGCAGACACAACACCAAGAGAAUCCAGAUUGGUGAGAAAUUAUAAAUGUAUGAUGUGUGGAAAGGGAUUUGCUGUCCCAAAGGUUUUUUUUCAAGAGGCAACUGGACUUUGGUUUU